GUUCAAAACAAAUAGGGUUUUUGACACUAUUCUUGGAGGACACUUCAUCUGCUCUCCAAAACCCUCAACCGCCGUUAAACUUCCACCUUUAAAUCCGUUUCAUCCUCCGUUCAUUGGCAGCAACGCCACCGUACUCUGAAUCCUUCGAUAAAGGGAAGAUGAAUCUAAACAAUGUGAAGGUACCCAAGAUGCCUGAUGCCCGUGGAGCUUCCGCAUUGAUAAAGCUUGGAGCUGUUCUUGGUCUUGGAUUGUAUGCUGCUGGUAACAGUUUGUACAACGUUGAAGGAGGACAUCGUGCUAUUGUGUUCAACCGUAUAGUUGGUGUCAAAGAUAAGGUUUACCCAGAAGGUACACACAUCAUGAUUCCUUGGUUUGAAAGGCCAGUCAUCUAUGAUGUUCGUGCGCGACCCCAUCUUGUAGAAAGCACUUCUGGAAGCCGUGAUCUACAAAUGGUGAAAAUAGGUCUUCGAGUGCUUACUCGUCCUGUUGCUGAUGAACUACCCGCUGUUUAUCGAACGCUUGGUGAAAAUUACAACGAGAGAGUCCUGCCAUCAAUUAUUCAUGAAACACUGAAAGCUGUGGUUGCGCAAUAUAAUGCUAGUCAGCUUAUUACUCAGAGAGAGGCUGUUAGUAGGGAAAUACGGAGAAUACUGACAGAGAGAGCCGCAAAUUUCAACAUUGCCCUGGAUGAUGUAUCCAUCACAAGUCUUACAUUUGGGAGAGAAUUUACUGCUGCAAUUGAAGCCAAGCAAGUUGCUGCACAGGAGGCUGAGAGGGCCAAAUUUGUUGUCGAAAAGGCUGAGCAAGACAAGCGCAGUGCUAUCAUCAGAGCACAGGGAGAGGCAAAAAGUGCUCAAUUGAUAGGACAAGCAAUUGCCAACAAUCCAGCAUUUAUAACACUGAGGAAAAUCGAAGCUGCCCGAGAAAUCGCAGCAACAAUGGCAAGUUCAUCCAACAAAGUCCUCUUGAAUGCGGAUAAUCUCUUGCUCAACCUUCAGGAGAUGAGUCUGGAAAAGAAGUAGUUAGACUACAUCGCUUUCUUUUUGUCGUUUUCUAGAACCCGAGAGACUCGUCGGUUAUGAUUUGUAAUGCAUGAUGGUUACUGGUCAGUUUAUCAACUGUAGAGUGCGUUUAAAAAUAAUCCUAAUCCACGGAACAUCAACGGUCUUAACUUUGUUGGGGUAUUUCUGGGUUAUCAUCAUGUGGACAUGAACAAGCAUUAUAUGGUAAUGAACGUGGUUCUAUUUCGCUUGUGUUUUUAUA
Molecule: messenger RNA, 1263 nt
Organism: Helianthus annuus (common sunflower)
Lineage: Eukaryota; Viridiplantae; Streptophyta; Magnoliopsida; Asterales; Asteraceae
Product: prohibitin-1, mitochondrial
Exons: 6
Coding region: 159-1022 (287 amino acids)
Biological process (GO): mitochondrion organization
Cellular component (GO): membrane; mitochondrion
Source: RefSeq, a predicted model, not a curated record